AUGGGACAGAAGGACUAUGAGGACACUGAGGAGGCUCGCUCUCUGGAACCUGGUCUGGACCCCGGUCUGGACUCAGGACUGGACUCAGAACUGGAGCUGGUCUACCUGCACCUGACGGGACAAGAGUGCCCCCUUGCAAUGGAGGGGGAGAGGGAGGAAGUCCGACCUGCUCACCAGCCACUGUGCAGGAGCCGAUGUGUGGACUUAGGACCCGAGGGGCCGCCGACUGAGGUCCAGGCUGAGGCCCAGACAGAGGCCCAGACAGAGGCCCAGACAAAGGCCCAGACAGAGGCCCAGACAGAGGCCCAGACAAAGGCCCAGACAGAGGCCCAGACAGAGGCACUGACUGACAAACAACGAGAUCUUAGAAAUGGUCACGACCCAAAUCCAGAGUGUGAUCUCAAACCUCAUACCACAGACCCAGAGCCUCAGUCCUCCCCACAGUCUCCAGCAGAGGGCAGUGUGGAGCUGCAGACCAAACUGGACUUUGCUCUCAAACUGGGCUACAGCGAGCAGACGGUGCGCUGGGUGUUGUCCAAGCUGGGUCCACGUACACUCAUAAACGACGUGCUGGCGGAGCUGGUGCGCAUCGGAACCAUGGCAGCGGAACCGGACCAGGACCCGCAGAGACCCGAGACUGGACUGGACACCCAGGACAAGGGCCGCGGAGCAUCGCCGUCUCCUGAGGGCGAACGCAACAACCUGCGGCCAGUGGUAGUGGAUGGCAGCAAUGUGGCCAUGAGCCACGGUAACAAGGAGAUGUUCUCGUGCCGGGGCAUUCAGCUCGCCGUGGACUGGUUCUUGGAGCGCGGCCACAAUGACAUCACCGUGUUUGUGCCGGCAUGGAGGAAGGAGCAGUCCCGGCCUGACGCACCAAUCACAGACCAGCAUGUCCUCCGUAUCCUGGAGAAGCAGAAGGUCCUGGUCUUCACUCCGUCCCGCAGAGUCCAGGGCAGACGUGUGGUCUGCUACGACGACCGCUUCAUCGUGAAACUGGCAUUUGAGAGCGACGGCGUCAUCGUCUCCAACGACAACUACAGAGACCUCGGCAACGAGAAACCGGAGUGGAAGAGGUUCAUUGACCAGAAGCUGCUGAUGUUCAGCUUCGUCAACGACAAAUUCAUGCCUCCGGACGAUCCUUUGGGGCGACACGGGCCAAGUCUGGACAACUUUCUCCGAAAGAGACCGUUGAUGCCAGAGCAGAAGAAGCAGCCGUGUCCCUAUGGUAAAAAGUGCACAUAUGGACACAAGUGUAAGUACUUCCACCCGGACAGAGGAGCGCAGCCGCAGAGAGCAGUGGCCGACGAGCUCCGAGCCAGCGCCAGAACCCCCACUAAGACACAGACCAAGACGCAGACCGAUCCUGGCCUCGUCAAGUCCCACAGCUUACCAGCAGCCCCCAAACGCCCGUGCGAACCCAGUCUCCGCGCUCUGUCCUGCAGCGACGCAGACACGGCACAGGCCACAGGAAGUCCCGCCCCCAUCGCCAUGGCUAUAGGAAGUCUCGCUCUUGUUAAAACUAUUGUGCAAGUUCCGCAGGAGGAGAUCAGAGACAUCCGUGAAGCUCCGCACCUGGUUUGCCAGUCACCAGAAUACUACAGCGUCACAAGGGACCUCAGCCGGCUUUCUAUGGACUGUAGACCAAACCAGGACCUUGGGACAAACUUCAGACCAAAUCAGGACUUUGCAUUGAACUAUCGCUCCAACCGGGAUAUGGGAACGUUAAACGAGCAAUCUAGAACAGGCUAUAGCUACAACCAGGAAAUAUCUGAUCAAGACUUUAUGAAGAACGUGAGACCAAACCAAGACUCUACGACCAAUAACAGAACCCCAGUCGUUGGGAAGGAGAUCAGACCCAGAGAGGACUUUGAGACCAACUAUCGGCCAACCCAUGACCUUAGAACUUUAAGCCAGAACCCUGAAAUAGAAUAUGGAUUCAACCAGGAACCAUCCCACGAGUUUGAUAAUGACUUUAGACCUCACCAGGAUUCUACAACUAACUAUAGACCAAGCCAUGUCUUUGGGAAGGACUUUAGACCAAACCAGGAAUUUGGGAUGAAUAUAAUAUCUAACAAGGACUUGGGAACUUUCAAUCAGGACUCUACAACUGACUUCAGACUGACGACAUUUGGACCAAGUCCGGAUUUACGAUCUCAUCCUGAUACUGCACCUGACUACAGACCUAACCAUCUCUUUGGGAAGCACUUUAGAUCCCUUCAGGACCCUGGAAUAUUCAGCCAGGACUCUACAGUGGACUAUAGAUACAACCAAGACCAUAGAAACAGCUACCGACUCAGUCAAGACUCUACUACGGACGUGAGGCGGUUGGAUUUUGGACCGGACUAUCGACCGUUCCAUGACUUUAGACGAGAUAUGAGUUUCAACCAAGACUUAAGGUCGAACCUUAGAUCCAACCAGGACUCUUUGCCUGACCUGAGAUCCAGCCGGGACCAAAGAUUCAGCCAAGACCUGAGAUGUAGCCAGGACUUUGGACCUGAAUUUGGAUCACGUCAGGAGUUUACACUGGACUAUAGACCCAAACAUGGCUUCAGGCCGCUCUAUAAACCUGAAUUUCCACCCAACAAGGACUUUAGAGCGGACUUCCGACCUCCUCAGGACUUCAGGCGAUUCCAGGACUUGCGACCAUCUCCGGACCAGGAUUACAGGCUGGGCUCGCUGGGCUCGACCGGCUCCGAAUGCGGCAGUGAAAGCAGCAGCUGCGAUUCCUCCGAGGACUUCCACUAUUAUGGAACACAGCGCUUAUACCUCCAGGAGCAGCACGCAAGCAGACACUUCGACCCGCGCCCCCGACCCAAGGCGCUGCCUCACUGGGACACGUGCUUCCGGCCGCCGCUGGUGGACUCUCGCGCGGACUGCUCGCCUGGGUACUGGGAGGAUCUGGGGCCACACUUCCAUGCCCAGGCCCGGGAAAAGGCCUUUGUGAACCUAUCCAACAUCUUUCCCUCGGAACUGGUCGGCCACGUGAUGGCGCAAUGUCCCCACAUCACUGACCCACAGCAACUUGCCGCCGCCAUCUUAGCCGAGAAGGCUCAGGGCGGGUUCUGA
This is a messenger RNA of Knipowitschia caucasica, 3066 nucleotides long. NCBI's taxonomy places the organism in Eukaryota, Metazoa, Chordata, Actinopteri, Gobiiformes, Gobiidae. The record is from the annotation of a GenBank genome assembly.